Molecule: messenger RNA, 1535 nt
Organism: Pseudomyrmex gracilis
Lineage: Eukaryota; Metazoa; Arthropoda; Insecta; Hymenoptera; Formicidae
Product: succinate--hydroxymethylglutarate CoA-transferase
Exons: 2
Coding region: 146-1447 (433 amino acids)
Molecular function (GO): catalytic activity
Source: RefSeq, a predicted model, not a curated record
UUACUUGUUAUCUCGUAUGUUCGAUUAAGAACGCGUCUUGUCGCUCAAAAUUUAUUGCGCUUAUCUCUGACACAGUAGUUUUGCAAUCGGUUUAACAAUCGGUGAAAAAAAAAUGCAUUUUCAUCGCUUGUUUUGAGAAUCUACGAUGAAUCGCGUAUUUGGGAUUUUCUCGCGAAAUUGCGCAGCAAAAAGUAAACAUUUUUUCGUGAGCAAAUGCAAUACGAAGAAAUGCGAGUUGUUUUGCACAACUGCCGAAAGUUCACCUUUGAACGGGAUACGAGUUCUGGAUCUGACGCGGAUUGUAGCUGGUCCUUAUUGCACGAUGGUUCUGGGAGAUCUCGGCGCGGAGAUUUUGAAGAUCGAACGACCGGGUAGCGGUGACGAGGCGCGCAACUGGGGUCCGCCUUUUUUCGAGGGAACGAAGGAAUCGACUUACUUCACGAGUGUGAACAGAAAUAAAAAGAGUGUUUGUGUCGAUUUGAAGAAGGGACGAGAUGUCAUCUACGACUUGGCAAAGACAUGCGACGUUUUAGUGGAGAAUUAUGUGCCGGGAAAGUUGAACGGUAUAGGCUUGGGUUAUCAAGACCUAGCUAAGAUAGCGCCGCGUCUCAUAUAUUGCUCUCUUACCGGUUACGGAUCUCAGGGACCAUACGCGAGCAGACCCGGUUACGAUGUUAUUGCCGCUUCAUUGGGUGGACUUCUGCAUAUCACAGGUCCGAAAGACGGACCACCGUGCAAAGUUGGCGUAGCAAUGACUGAUCUGGCAACGGGUCUGUACGCUCAUGGCGCAAUUAUGGCAGCUCUGCUGCAGAGAACAACGACCAACAGAGGCCAGUGGAUACAAUGCAACCUUCUGUCCACACAAGUCGCAUGUUUGAUCAAUAUUGCUUCAAAUUAUUUGAAUGGAAAUAAGGAAGGAACGAGAUGGGGAUCUGAACACGAGAGCAUAGUUCCAUAUGAGGCUUUUCCAACAGAAGAUGGAUACAUGACAGUUGGAGCAGGUAGUGAUACACAGUUUGUAGAGUUAAUGAAGAGACUGCAACUUUCCGAACUAGCUAGUAAUGACAAGUUUAAGAACAAUACAGCUAGAGUUAAAAAUAGAACGGAACUACUUCAGAUUCUUAGAAACGUAUUUGCAAAGAAGACUAAUCAGGAAUGGUCUGUAAUAUUUGAUGGUGCUUCGUUUCCUUAUGGAGCAGUAAAUACAAUAAAAGAGGUAUUUGAUGAUCCUCAAGUAAAAUACAUGAAGUUGGUUCAAGAGAUAGAUCAUCCGGUUACGGGCAAAGUAAAACUUGUUGGACCAGCUGUGACAUAUAGCUAUGCCACUAAUGUAGUGAGAUCACCACCACCGACAUUAGGCCAACAUACAUUAGAAGUUUUAAAAAAUAUAUUAAGAUAUUCUGAUGAUAAAAUAGAAAACUUAUUACAACAGAAAAUUGUGCAAUAAUAAAUCAUUUAUACUAUUUCUUGCCAAACAAUAUUUUUCUAUAAACAAUAAUGUAAUACUAUUUUAUAUUGUGACAUAUAUGUAUAUA